AUGGAAGGCAGCAAUAAUGGUGAAUGCACCAGUGGUGUUCGGAAGAAGCCCCGAUUUAGAUCAGUCUACAGAAGAAUUAAGGCUUUGUCCCCUCUUCCAUACCUUGUGAAAGUCUUAGAUUUUUAUGUGAGAAGCGUGUCUGAGUGUGCUGGGAGGACCAAUUACAGUGGCUUGACUGCGGGUGGUCUAGGUGUUUCCACAAUUACCCUCCCAAACAGCUUCAACACCUCCUCUCUUAGAAAUGAUGAUGAUUUUGCUGAGCUCGUUAGGGCCGCUUCACAGAGGAGUAAAUCAUCUCCUGCCGCACAAGAGAAGGAAAUUCGGAGAAGCUUUAGCACUAGUGCAGUACCUUCUGUGGGAAGGAUUGACGAGGACAGACCCUGCUAUUUUGGUGGGUCUUUCAGAAAGAGUGCUUCGCAAUCAGAUCUUCGUUACCCUCGCACUCGAAGUUGCCAUCCUGCCAGAAUUUCUCGUGUUGGGAAUGAAAUUGUUGACUGUACGUGA
Messenger RNA from Cryptomeria japonica (Japanese cedar), 504 nucleotides. RefSeq lists its product as uncharacterized. The record is from RefSeq and is a predicted model, not a curated record. The transcript has a single exon. The coding region runs from base 1 to 504 and encodes 167 amino acids. NCBI's taxonomy places the organism in Eukaryota, Viridiplantae, Streptophyta, Pinopsida, Cupressales, Cupressaceae.